AAGGAGCGCUGUGAGUCACUUCUGAGCGACUAAUGUUUUUAUUUCCGGCCCAUGGGACCCGGCCAGGAUUUUAUGCUACCCGCAUCCGCUGUCAGUGUCGCCGCCGCCAUCAUGUCAGACACCGACAGCGAUGAAGAUUCCGCUGGAGGAGGCCCAUUUUCUUUAACCGGUUUUCUUUUCGGCAACAUCAAUGGAGCUGGGCAGCUGGAGGGGGAAAGCGUCUUGGAUGAUGAGUGUAAGAAACAUUUGGCAGGCUUGGGGGCUUUGGGUCUGGGCAGCCUGAUCACUGAACUGACGGCAAAUGAAGAACUGACUGGGACUGAUGGUGCUCUGGUAAAUGACGAAGGAUGGAUCCGGAGUACAGAAGAUGCGGUGGACUAUUCAGACAUCAAUGAGGUAGCAGAAGAUGAAAGUCGAAGAUAUCAGCAGACAAUGGGGACUUUGCAGCCCCUCUGCCACUCAGAUUAUGAUGAUGACGACUAUGACGCUGAUUGUGAAGACAUCGACUGCAAGUUGAUGCCUCCGCCCCCUCCUCCCCCAGGACCGUUAAAGAAGGAUAAGGACCAGGAUGCUAUUACCGGUGUGUCUGAGGAUGGAGAAGGCAUCAUCUUGCCCUCCAUCAUUGCCCCUUCCUCUUUGGCCUCAGAGAAAGUGGACUUCAGUAGUUCCUCUGACUCAGAAUCUGAGAUGGGACCUCAGGAAGCAACACAGGCAGAAUCUGAGGAUGGAAAGCUGACUCUACCAUUGGCUGGGAUUAUGCAGCACGAUGCCACCAAGCUGUUGCCGAGUGUCACAGAACUUUUCCCAGAAUUUCGGCCUGGGAAGGUGUUACGCUUCCUACGUCUUUUUGGACCAGGGAAGAAUGUCCCAUCCGUUUGGCGGAGUGCUCGGAGAAAGAGGAAAAAAAAGCACCGCGAGCUGCUACAGGAGGAGCAGAUCCAGGAGGCGGAGUGCUCAGUAGAAUCAGAAGUCAACCAGAAGUCUUUGUGGAACUACGACUACGCACCCCCACCUCCUCCAGAGCAGUGCCUCUCUGAUGAUGAAAUCACAAUGAUGGCUCCAGUGGAGUCCAAGUUUGCUCAAUCAACUGGAGAUACAGAUAAAGUGACAGAUACCAAACCGAGAGUGGCUGAGUGGCGUUAUGGGCCUGCUCGACUGUGGUAUGAUAUGCUAGGUGUUCCUGAAGAUGGCAGUGGGUUUGACUAUGGCUUCAAACUGAAAAAGAUGGAACAUGAACCUGUGAUAAAAUGUAGAAUGAUGGAGGACUGUAAGAAAGUCGAGGAAAGCAGCAGCACUGAUCUUCUGGCUGAUGAAAACUUCCUGAUGGUGACACAGCUGCAUUGGGAGGAUGACAUCAUCUGGGAUGGGGAGGAUGUCAAACACAAAGGGACAAAACCUCAGCGUGCCAGCCUGGCAGGCUGGCUGCCUUCCAGCAUGACGAGGAAUGCCAUGGCUUACAACGUUCAGCAAGGUUUUGCAGCCACCCUGGAUGAUGACAAGCCUUGGUACUCCAUUUUUCCCAUUGACAAUGAGGAGCUGGUAUAUGGACGCUGGGAGGACAAUAUCAUUUGGGAUGCUCAGGCGAUGCCCCGACUCUUGGAGCCUCCUGUUCUGACCCUUGAUCCCAAUGAUGAGAACCUCAUUUUGGAAAUUCCUGAUGAAAAGGAAGAGGCCACCUCUAACUCCCCCUCCAAGGAGAAUAAAAAGGAAUCAUCUCUGAAGAAGAGUCGAAUUCUCUUAGGGAAAACGGGGGUCAUCAAGGAGGAACCACAACAGAACAUGUCUCAGCCAGAAGUGAAAGACCCAUGGAAUCUCUCCAAUGAUGAAUAUUACUACCCCAAGCAGCAGGGUCUCCGAGGUACCUUUGGAGGCAAUAUCAUCCAGCACUCAAUUCCUGCUGUGGAAUUACGGCAGCCCUUCUUUCCCACUCACAUGGGGCCCAUCAAACUGCGGCAGUUCCACCGCCCGCCUCUGAAGAAGUACUCCUUUGGGGCACUGUCUCAGCCGGGUCCGCACUCAGUCCAGCCCUUGCUAAAGCACAUCAAAAAGAAGGCUAAGAUGAGAGAACAAGAGAGACAAGCUUCAGGUGGUGGAGAGAUGUUUUUUAUGCGCACACCUCAGGACCUCACUGGCAAAGAUGGAGAUCUAAUUCUGGCAGAAUAUAGUGAGGAAAAUGGACCAUUAAUGAUGCAGGUUGGCAUGGCAACCAAGAUAAAAAACUACUACAAGCGGAAACCUGGGAAAGAUCCUGGAGCCCCAGAUUGUAAAUAUGGGGAAACUGUUUACUGCCAUACAUCUCCUUUCCUGGGCUCUCUCCAUCCUGGCCAAUUACUGCAGGCAUUUGAGAACAAUCUUUUUCGUGCCCCAAUUUACCUUCAUAAGAUGCCAGAAACUGAUUUCCUCAUCAUUCGGACAAGACAAGGUUACUAUAUUCGGGAAUUAGUGGAUAUCUUUGUGGUUGGCCAGCAGUGCCCCUUGUUCGAAGUUCCUGGGCCCAACUCCAAAAGGGCCAAUACACAUAUUCGAGACUUUCUCCAGGUUUUCAUUUACCGCCUCUUCUGGAAGAGUGCGGAUCGGCCUCGGCGGAUCCGAAUGGAAGACAUAAAAAAGGCCUUUCCUUCCCAUUCAGAAAGCAGCAUCCGGAAGAGGCUAAAGCUCUGCGCGGACUUCAAACGCACAGGAAUGGACUCCAAUUGGUGGGUGCUGAAGUCUGAUUUUCGUUUACCAACUGAAGAGGAGAUCAGAGCCAUGGUGUCUCCGGAGCAGUGCUGUGCGUACUACAGCAUGAUAGCUGCGGAGCAGCGACUGAAGGAUGCUGGCUAUGGCGAGAAGUCCUUUUUUGCCCCAGAAGAAGAAAAUGAGGAAGAUUUCCAGAUGAAGAUUGAUGAUGAGGUCCGCACCGCUCCUUGGAACACUACAAGGGCCUUCAUUGCUGCCAUGAAGGGCAAGUGUCUCCUGGAGGUGACUGGGGUGGCAGAUCCCACUGGGUGUGGUGAAGGAUUCUCUUAUGUGAAGAUUCCAAACAAACCAACACAGCAGAAGGAUGAUAAGGAGCCUCAGCCAGUGAAGAAGACAGUGACAGGAACAGAUGCAGACCUCCGUCGCCUGUCUCUGAAAAACGCCAAGCAACUUCUCCGUAAAUUUGGCGUGCCUGAGGAAGAGAUUAAAAAGUUGUCGCGCUGGGAAGUGAUCGAUGUGGUCCGUACAAUGUCAACAGAACAAGCCCGCUCCGGAGAGGGGCCCAUGAGUAAAUUUGCCCGUGGAUCCAGGUUUUCUGUAGCUGAGCAUCAAGAGCGUUACAAAGAGGAAUGUCAGCGCAUCUUUGACCUACAGAACAAGGUUUUGUCAUCAACUGAAGUCCUAUCCACUGACACAGAUAGCAGCUCAGCUGAAGACAGUGACUUUGAAGAAAUGGGCAAGAAUAUCGAGAACAUGUUGCAGAAUAAGAAAACCAGCUCUCAGCUGUCACGUGAACGGGAGGAGCAGGAGCGGAAGGAACUACAGCGGAUGCUACUGGCAGCAGGCUCAGCAGCAUCAGGAAACAAUCACAGAGAUGAUGACACAGCUUCUGUGACUAGCCUUAACUCCUCUGCCACUGGCCGUUGUCUCAAGAUUUAUCGCACAUUUCGAGAUGAAGAGGGGAAAGAGUAUGUUCGCUGUGAGACAGUCCGAAAGCCAGCUGUCAUAGACGCCUAUGUGCGCAUACGGACCACAAAAGAUGAGGAGUUCAUUCGAAAAUUUGCCCUUUUUGAUGAACAGCAUCGAGAAGAGAUGCGAAAAGAACGGCGGAGGAUUCAAGAGCAACUGAGGCGGCUUAAGCGGAACCAGGAAAAGGAGAAGCUUAAGGGUCCUCCUGAAAAAAAGCCAAAAAAAAUGAAGGAGCGCCCUGACCUAAAACUCAAAUGUGGGGCUUGUGGUGCCAUUGGACACAUGAGGACAAACAAAUUCUGCCCCCUGUAUUAUCAGACAAAUGCCCCACCUUCCAAUCCUGUUGCCAUGACAGAGGAACAGGAGGAGGAGUUGGAAAAGACAGUCAUUCAUAAUGAUAAUGAAGAACUUAUCAAGGUUGAAGGGACCAAGAUUGUGUUGGGCAAACAGCUCAUUGAGAGUGCAGAUGAGGUUCGCAGAAAAUCUCUGGUUCUCAAGUUCCCGAAACAGCAACUUCCUCCCAAGAAGAAACGGCGAGUUGGCACCACUGUUCACUGUGACUAUUUGAAUAGACCUCAUAAAUCCAUCCACCGACGCCGGACAGACCCCAUGGUGACGUUGUCAUCCAUCUUGGAGUCUAUCAUCAAUGACAUGAGAGACCUUCCAAAUACAUACCCGUUCCACACUCCAGUCAAUGCAAAGGUGGUAAAGGACUACUACAAAAUCAUCACUCGACCAAUGGACUUACAAACCCUCCGUGAAAAUGUGCGUAAACGCCUGUACCCAUCUCGGGAAGAGUUCAGAGAGCAUUUGGAGCUCAUUGUGAAGAACAGUGCAACCUACAACGGGCCAAAGCACUCACUGACCCAGAUCUCUCAAUCCAUGCUGGAUCUCUGUGAUGAGAAACUCAAAGAGAAAGAAGACAAACUGGCUCGUUUAGAGAAAGCUAUCAACCCCUUGCUGGAUGAUGAUGACCAAGUGGCAUUUUCUUUCAUUCUGGACAAUAUUGUCACCCAGAAAAUGAUGGCAGUUCCAGAUUCUUGGCCAUUUCAUCACCCAGUUAAUAAGAAGUUUGUUCCAGAUUAUUACAAAGUGAUUGUCAAUCCAAUGGAUUUAGAGACUAUACGUAAGAAUAUCUCCAAGCACAAGUAUCAGAGCCGAGAGAGCUUUCUAGAUGACGUCAACCUUAUUCUGGCCAACAGUGUUAAGUACAAUGGGCCUGAAAGUCAGUACACCAAGACUGCUCAGGAGAUUGUGAACGUCUGUUACCAGACAUUGACUGAGUAUGAUGAGCAUUUGACUCAACUUGAGAAGGAUAUUUGUACAGCCAAAGAAGCAGCUUUGGAGGAAGCAGAGUUAGAAAGCUUGGACCCAAUGACCCCAGGGCCUUAUACACCUCAGGCUAAGCCUCCCGAUUUGUAUGAUACCAACACAUCCCUCAGUAUGUCUCGAGAUGCCUCUGUAUUUCAAGAUGAGAGCAAUAUGUCUGUCCUGGAUAUUCCCACCGCCACUCCAGAGAAGCAGGUGACACAGGAAGGUGAAGAUGCAGAUGGUGACCUUGCAGAUGAAGAGGAAGGAACCGUGCAGCAGCCUCAAGCCAGUGUGCUAUAUGAGGAUCUGCUGAUGUCCGAAGGAGAAGACGAUGAGGAAGAUGCUGGGAGCGAUGAAGAAGGAGACAAUCCUUUCUCUGCUAUCCAGCUAAGUGAAAGUGGAAGUGAUUCUGAUGUGGGAUCUGGUGGGAUAAGACCCAAACAGCCCCGCAUGCUUCAGGAGAACACAAGGAUGGGCAUGGAAAAUGAAGAAAGCAUGAUGUCCUAUGAGGGAGACGGUGGGGAGGCUUCUCGUGGUUUGGAAGAUAGCAACAUCAGUUAUGGGAGCUAUGAGGAGCCUGAGCCCAAGUCGAACACCCAAGACACAAGCUUCAGCAGCAUCGGUGGGUAUGAGGUUUCAGAGGAGGAAGAAGAGGAGGAGGAGGAGGAGGAGCAGCGCUCUGGGCCGAGCGUGCUAAGCCAGGUCCACCUGUCAGAGGACGAGGAGGACAGUGAGGAUUUCCACUCCAUUGCUGGGGACAGUGACUUGGAGUCUGAUGAAUGAGGCCUCCUUUGGGCGUCCUUGGUCACCUUCCCUGGUCUGCAGCCUAGGUGAUUCACCUUUCCCCAGUCUGUUAUAUCUGUGCGCUGUCUCAUCCUGCAAUCGCCACAUUAACUCAUACCUUAGCCUUGACAAAUAGUAAGUAAAUGAUAACGAAUUGCUUCUCUUGAUCUUCCUGGGGCAGGGUCACCCUUUGAUUAAAACCAAGCAGACCCCCUUCCCCACUAACAAAAGUAGAGCAAUCUCCUCCUUGUCCAGUGCCCUCCUCUAACUCCACUUACUGCUCUUGGUAUCAUUUUCCCUGGGGAAGCAGGAGAACUGAUGAAAGGACUAAUCAUUUUAUGUCCUCUUGGUGGAUUAGACAUUUUCCAAGCACGAUAUCAUCUCAGUUUUCUAAUUUGCAGGCUGGAGCAGGUGCCAGCACCCCUGCUGGGACAGAGAAUUGGGUUCUUUCUGGUGGACUCUGUGCCACACUGAAAACAAACCUAUUGGACAAACUGUCCAUUAUUUUAUUAUUUGAUUAGAAAAUGCCUUGUUUCUAAGUGGAUUUCAGGCAAACGGCUAUGUAAAUCUUUGAAACAGGCUAUAUGUCAGAAGUGGUAUGUUGCCAUGGAAAUGUGUUCCGUCCUUCUACCCCCAGGGGAAAUGAUAGGAAAAUGGUGAGUUCCUCAGGGCAAGGUUGUAUCUUCUGUUCUUUUCAUGCUUUAGGAUACAGUUUUGUGCAUAGUACGCACUCAGUAAAUAUUCCUAGGAUCACAAAAUUCUCAGCAGAUGCUCCGUGAUGAGCACUCUACCAGAUCCUUGAGGUGCAAAGGUCAGUAAGACACAGUCCUUUUCCCCAAAGAGCUCACCGUCAAGCUGGGGAGACGGGGAGUGGGAUUCAGAACAUGUCAACACAUUAUAUAGUACUGUGAGAUAAGUGCAAUUAAUGAGCUAUCAAGUACAGAGGAAAGCAGAGGAGUGUGAUUAUGUCUGAAAAAGUCAGGGAAGUCUUUCUAGAGGUCAUUUUUAAGCUGAUUGAUGAAGAAUCAGUAGAAGCUUGCCAGAUAGGAAAGUCCAGGCAGUGUAAGAAGUGAAAAGGCCGAAGUCUAGAAAUGACAGAGUGUGUUCCUAGUUUGUUUGUUUGUUUGUUUGUACCUGCCUUCUUCCAUAAAGAAUUUAAGAUGAUUUAGUUCCAGUCCUUUAAUGCUGGAAUGGCUAAAGAUGAGACUGAAAGAUGGGCAGGAAGCAUACUAUCAUGAAAAGCUUCAAAUUUGAUGCUAACGAUUUUGUAUUCUAGGAAAUAAGGAGCUCUAGUGGAGUGAUGUAAUCGGAUUUGUGUGUUAGAAAUUUUCUAUGUGAAUGAAGGAAAAUAUUGAAGAAUCAUAGGUAACAGACAAGUGUGACCCCAUUUUUGGAAAAUGCAGAAUUAUGUGUAAAUUAAUACGUGAUUAUGUAUACUUGUAUAUGCAAAGGGAAGGACCUGAAAGGAUAUACGCUAAACUAUUCACAGUGAUAGCCUCUGGGGGAUGGCAUUGGAGGGCAGGGGGUCAUGUGGGUAUAUGUAUCCCGGCGGGUGUAUUGUGCUUUUAUUUCUGUAUUGUUUGAAUUUUUUUACAGGUAUGUAUUAUUUUUGUAAUAAAAAAUGUUUAAAAAAAUUUAAGCAGUAGUGUGGAGAAUGGUUUGGAGAAGAGCAAAU
Messenger RNA from Rhinolophus ferrumequinum (greater horseshoe bat), 7417 nucleotides. It is a transcript of the gene TAF1, whose product is annotated as TATA-box binding protein associated factor 1. Gene Ontology annotation, biological process: transcription by RNA polymerase II; DNA-templated transcription initiation; RNA polymerase II preinitiation complex assembly. The transcript has 39 exons. Gene Ontology annotation, cellular component: transcription factor TFIID complex. The record is from RefSeq and is a predicted model, not a curated record. The coding region runs from base 52 to 5742 and encodes 1896 amino acids. Gene Ontology annotation, molecular function: RNA polymerase II general transcription initiation factor activity; DNA binding; RNA polymerase II general transcription initiation factor binding. NCBI's taxonomy places the organism in Eukaryota, Metazoa, Chordata, Mammalia, Chiroptera, Rhinolophidae.